CCCUGUUUUGGGAAUUUUUAUUUAUGGCACGCGCGUUCACGACGUGCUCUCUGGCUCUAUCACGCUGUCACCGACUACAAUGUCAAACCUUUUAGGAGUAUCGCGAGCUUCCGUUUUCACUCCAAGGGUAGAAGAUCCGUCGUGAUUUAUUUGUUUCUUUAUUUCUGACUCCCUCUCCAAGUGAUAUUUUGCUCCAAAGUGAUGAUAUCUUCACAAUAACCCAAGCUUAAGGUCUAUGUUAGAGCAAGGAAGACUGGAAUGGAGGUGACAAGGCGGAGAGACUCCAGUGGCCAGUUCUCUGACAACUCUGACCAUGACUGUGAGGUACAGAGGUAAGCAGCCUGAAGUGUAACGAAUGUGGGAAAAACAGGGCAAUAAUGGCCAGAUACUCAGAGGGCUAUGGCACUGAGGAGGAGUGCGUCCAGUCCGAUCCUCAGCGAGAGAGCGAUGCAGAUGCAGACGUAGAGGAUGCAGACACCAGACUACAGGUGGUGGGCUCUCUGCAGAGAAUCAGCUCUCGGAAGCGAAGGCGCCAGCGAGUAACCAGGCAAGACACUACAGAGAGCGAGGAUGAUGGCGGACAGAGCCACAGGAACCACCGCUGGAAUCUGAGAUUGAGUCCUCAUCGCUCACCCAACAGAACCAUACUAGAGGAAAGCGUUUCUCAGGUUAGGCCGUUGGUGAUUUGUCACUGUAACCCAGCAGAUACCCCGACUGCUUCAGACAUCCACCCCAGCGAAGGAAAAUGGUGGACGAACAUAUGGCCUUCCUCUUUCUCUUUACCGCUGUUCUUCUUCCUCUUUCUCCUCCCCCUCUGUAUUUCAAUCAUAAUCGUGUUCUUUUCAUUCCUCUUCCCACUUACAAAUACCUGACACACUCCCCUGUAACAAAUUACUCAAGGAACACCCCCCCCCCCCCUCCCUUUUUUUUUCUUUUGGUUGUUGUUGUUGAUUCGUAUUUUAUGAGAAGCACAAAAAUCGGCUUGUCGCCUUGAAAUGAAACUGUAACAUCUGGUACAUGUUAGCUAGUGGAUAUUCAUUGCAUUCAUGAUUUCGAGUUUACAAUGUCUGCAGUUUUAGUAGUCUGACAGAAUGCUGUAAUUCACUCCUUAUGCCUUUUCUGUUGUCUUAACUGAACUGUCAAUGUUUUAUCACCCACAAUAACCCAUCGUAUUCCAUUAAUUAAUGGAUAUAUUCAAAAAAAAAAAAAAAAAAAAGAAAAACUCCUAAUUCAAUUAUUAAUUUGCUGUUUAGUACGGCUUGUCCGAAGCGUCAUCAUGUGCUCAAAUGUUUGCUCAGAUGUUAUUUUUUACGCCACUGCAUACAUGUGUACGUAUAGACGCUCGAGUCUUUGAGGGCCAACGCAUCACACGUGUAAAAGAUUGAAACAAAAUUACUAUGCAAUGUACAGACAAGUCUUUUAGGGUAUGUUUAUGAUAAAAAUACACCUUUUUUGUAUUUUAUUUUGUGAAUGCAUGGCUGAAGCGAUAUUAAGCAAAACCUCAACUGAUGCAUCAAAUCUGCUAUAAGUGGCCAAGCUUAAUACUUUACACAUCGUUUCACGUCGUCCUCAUCAUUAAAGAUUUAAGUGCAUCCUGAACUCUUUUUUUUCCUUCCUCUAUGCUUUUUUUUUUUUUAUGUUACAUCUUAAUAACAGCCCUGAUGCAAUCGCUCAGGCAUUCCUAUUCAGUAUUAUUAAAUGUUUAUGCUAUUGAUUUUGUGCUUUAAUAGCUGCACAAGCUCCAUCAUGUUUCUGUCUGUGUCACCAUCUCAUGCGUUUCCUCUUCAGCUUUAAAAUGAAAAAUGAGGUGUGUAUUUGAAAACUUUUGGGUCCAUUUGAACAUAAAUAAAGAAAAUUGUUUGAAAGCA
Molecule: messenger RNA, 1868 nt
Organism: Tachysurus vachellii
Lineage: Eukaryota; Metazoa; Chordata; Actinopteri; Siluriformes; Bagridae
Exons: 6
Coding region: 378-872 (164 amino acids)
Source: RefSeq, a predicted model, not a curated record